This is a messenger RNA of Catharus ustulatus (Swainson's thrush), 1497 nucleotides long. It is a transcript of the gene AIRE, whose product is annotated as autoimmune regulator. Lineage: Eukaryota; Metazoa; Chordata; Aves; Passeriformes; Turdidae. The record is from RefSeq and is a predicted model, not a curated record. Gene Ontology annotation, biological process: regulation of transcription by RNA polymerase II; humoral immune response. Bases 1 to 1497 code for a protein of 498 amino acids. The transcript has 12 exons. Gene Ontology annotation, molecular function: DNA-binding transcription factor activity, RNA polymerase II-specific; DNA binding; translation regulator activity. Gene Ontology annotation, cellular component: nucleus; cytoplasm.
AUGGCGGGGCCGGGCAGCGACGGGGACCUGCGGCGCCUGCUGAAGCUGCACCGCACCGAGAUCGCCAUGGCAGUGGACGACGUCUUCCCACUGCUGCAUGGGCUGGCUGACCACGAUGUCGUCCCUGAGCACGUCUUCAAGGAGACGCUGAGCCGGACGGAGCGGGAGGGCUCCCACCGCGCCUUCCACGCGCUGCUCACCUGGCUGCUGGGCCGCGACACCGCCGCCCUCCGCGACUUCUGGGCCGUCCUCUUCAAGGACUACAACCUGGAGCGGUACUCCCGGCUCCGGCCUCUCCGCGGCGCCUUCCCCAGAGAGGUGGAGCUGGGGCGGCAGCGCCGCGGAAGGCGUCUCUCCCCGAGCCCCACAGCACCGGCCUCACACAGACCCCAAGGCAAGAGGAAAGCCCCUGAGGAUCGGGACAAAGCCCGGGCGGCACAGCCCGCUCCACGGCACAGCAACAGUCCUGGUAUGGGGACGGGGCAGGGGCCCCUGGUGAAGGCAAAGACUGUGAAGAAGCCAGAGGGCACAGAUACCCCCCGCACCUCUCGUGCCAGCGCCGUGGGCAGGGGCCUGCCCACCCCAGUGAGCCUCUCCCCGGCUGCAGCCCUCCAGGCUGUGGCAGCCUCGGUGCAGAGAGCGGUGGCCGUGGCAAGUGGUGAGGUGCCUGUCAGCCGUGGGGCCAUCGAGGGCAUCCUCAUUAAACACGUGCUGGAUCCGAGUAGCUCCAAGACAGGCAGCAGAGCUGCGGACGAGCCAUAUACCCCAGCUGCCUGUGAGGAGCCAGAGGCCAGGAGCAGAAGCCACAGCCUGAAGACCCCUGCCCAGCCCAAGGCAUGCCAAAGUAACAGAGAACCCCAACUGCACACCCAGGGGCAGCUGCCAGCAGCCACUGUGUACAGCCAGGAGACUGUGCCCCACCAGGAGAACGAGGAUGAGUGUGCAGCAUGUGGUGAUGGUGGUGAGCUCAUCUGCUGUGACGGCUGCCCCAGGGCCUUUCACCUUGCAUGCCUGGUGCCCCCACUGCCCCACGUGCCCAGCGGGACAUGGCGAUGUGGCUCCUGUGUGGAGAAUGUGACUGAACCGGGCCAGCUGCUGGAGGCAGUCUUGCCUGUAGAGAGACCCUCCGAGAUCCUAGGGGAGGCAGCACAGAACACCCAGCCAGGUGGAGCUGAGGGGAGCGUCUGCAGCCGCUGCUACAGCCAGAUCCCCACUCCCCGACACUGUCCUGCUCCCAGUGGGGACCCCAGGGGGCUGCUGCUGUGCAUGUCCUGCACAGGCACCCUGGAUGCAGGCAGCCUGGGCACCACCACAGCAGCUGGAGACCAACUGCUUCCGGCAGCCAAGGCAGAGGAUGGAGCCCUUAGCAGUGACCCUGUGCUGAGCCGGGAUGAGCUCGAUGCGCUGCUAGGUGAGAGCACGUGGGAUGGGAUCUUGCAGUGGGCAUUCCAGACCAUGGCACGGCCGCUCACAGAAACACAGGGGCUCCUUGCAUAG